Molecule: messenger RNA, 1075 nt
Organism: Oryzias melastigma (Indian medaka)
Lineage: Eukaryota; Metazoa; Chordata; Actinopteri; Beloniformes; Adrianichthyidae
Product: B-cell receptor CD22-like
Exons: 3
Coding region: 131-958 (275 amino acids)
Source: RefSeq, a predicted model, not a curated record
UAACACAGCAAAGACAAAUCCUUUUGUGUUAGAGAAGAGCCAGAUCACAGCUGAAGAAGACUCCUGUGUUGAAAUCAAAUGUAAACCCACAGGUGUUCCUGCAGAUACUGGAGGUGCAGAAUGGUUUUGGAUGAAGAAUGCGACCUGGACUGGUAGUAAAGGCUUCACUGGGACUGUCCUUUACAGCACUGAUGAGUCAAAAAGGCCCGUCAGUCCACUCUUUAAAAACAGAGUAACAUAUACAGGCUCUACACAUGGAUCUGCUGGAACACAACAAGGACAUCAACUGUGUCAAAUUCAAAUCUGUAGUCUGAGUUUAAGUGACAGUGGAAUUUAUCUGUUCAGAUAUGAGAAAGGAAAUGAUAAAUGGGUGACAGAGCCUAGAGCUAACCUAACUGUUGGUGUCGUUCCUCAAGUUGAGAUUCUGAUUCAGAAUCAGAGUGAAGGAACAUUAGAAGACAUCAAAGAAGGAGACAGCAUCACUCUUGAGUGCAAACUGAAGAAAAGUAACCCAAAACCUGACAGCUUUUCCUGGCAUAAAGAUGGGAAACACCUCAACAAUGUUCAGAUUUAUGAAUUGAUCAGGAUCAAACCAGAGGACAGAGGCAGCUACACAUGUGGAGCCAGAAACCUGAUUGGUUCUGAAACUUCACAACCGAUUUAUCUUGAUGUUAAAUACAAGCCGAGGAAUAUCCGCAUUUCCAGCCAGGGUCUUCAUAAUAACAGAGUUAAAAUCAACACCAGUGUCUCAUUUACCUGCAAUGCUGCAGCAAAUCCACCGCCGCAGUUCUCCUGGUACAAACAGUCUGAAGGAAAACCAAAGAUUUUAAUAACAGACCAAAAGGUUUUCAAUAUAAGUCGGGUUCAAAGAACAGAUGAAGCAUGUUACGUGUGCUCUGCAUCCAAUAUCCUCGGUCAAGGGAAUGGCAGUACUUGUAUACAAUUUUUGUGUGAGUAACAACUUUUUUAAACCAUUAAAGGCCCAGUCCCACAAAUUUGGCGGCCAUUUCACGGCUGGAGCACAGAAAAAGCUUCAUCCCUGUGGUACAGAAGUUGUUAGGAGCGGACUGGUAGU